This is a messenger RNA of Diutina rugosa, 2700 nucleotides long. RefSeq lists its product as uncharacterized. The coding region runs from base 1 to 2700 and encodes 899 amino acids. Gene Ontology annotation, cellular component: endomembrane system; membrane. The record is from RefSeq and is a predicted model, not a curated record. Gene Ontology annotation, biological process: intracellular calcium ion homeostasis; calcium ion transmembrane transport. NCBI's taxonomy places the organism in Eukaryota, Fungi, Ascomycota, Pichiomycetes, Serinales, Debaryomycetaceae. The transcript has a single exon. Gene Ontology annotation, molecular function: calcium:proton antiporter activity.
AUGUCUUCGCCACGUAUUCCUGAAGAGGGGCUGACCUCCCUGGGAGGCGGGCAGCGUAACCAUCUGGUGACGCGGCUCCGCAAGAAGCUGUGGCCUCACCUUCACAAGCGCCCACAAGGGGGCCGAUCGAUGGUAUACCUGGUCGAUGACGACGUCAACGACACCAUUGGAUCUCAGGACUAUUUUGAGGGAUACCAAGAUGCUUUGCGGGAAAUGCUCGCUGACGAAGACUCCAACAUUGAGGAGCCAAGUGAGUCCCCCGCAGUAGGGGGCCUUGAAGCGUCAGAAGACGCCGAUAGCGCCCUGGUCCAUUCCAAUUCGCUGUCGCUCAACUUGCAACAACGCCAGCAAGCAAUCAAUUCAACUCACCCAUUCGGGAUUAAAAUUUGGAAGCCUUCAGUGUAUAAAAAGAAUCGACUGGUGGCUCAACGGGCUGAUGAAGACAUUCACGAUUACCAACACCGCCCCGGGCGUAUCACUUGGAUGGUUACACUUACUAAUUUUAUUUGGAUGUUCACAGUGGGUAUCCUUUUGGGCGGUUUAUGCACUGUGGGGGCGUUUAUUGUAUUGCUUUGUAGUGCGGGUUCCAGUCUGUGCUGGCCUUACGUUACGCUUUUGAUUAAGUUGGGAGGUUAUUUUCUUUGGCCAUUUGGCAAAUUCGUGUUGCUCAAGCGUGACAAGAAUUAUCUUGAUGAAGAUCAAUUAGAUGGUCGCCUGAUUUCGGAAUUUCAUCAAUGGCGGUUGCAAGAGGAAGGCCGGCUUUUCUACGCACCGCCUCGAAGACAAACGGAUGGUCUCCUCAAAGAUCACAAAGGUCGCUCCCUUCAGGAACUGUUUUCAGCUCAAGGGCCAUCUACUCAGCAAAACGCCGAUCAUCAACAAACUUCAGAUGAUGAGGACAACGAAACCGAUUUCAAGCUGCGGUGGUUCGGGCGCGGUCUGUGGCUGGUGGGUCGUUUUGCCUUUUAUCUUUUCUUCUAUUUAAUACUUCAGCCCUGCUUGUACUUGGUGCUGCUUAUUUGUUGGUUAGUUGUUUUCACCAUUCCCAUGGCCAACAUCACUAAUACCCUUUGUGAUCAUUUGAGACGCCAUCCUUUGGCACUUGAUUUCGAACCGGAAGCCUUAUUCUAUCAACAUCGGACGCCCAAAAAUCAACGUCUCUUAAUGUGCACGUAUAAGUGUUGUGGUCUUCAUUACUACAAAUACACUAUUGAUGGUACCAACAUUUUUUUCAUCAACUUGAUUCCCGUGGUUAUCUUUGUUAUAUUGGACUUUUUCGUGUUGAAGGAGAAACUUCACUGGAAAACCUGGUACACCGAUGCGAACUUCAUAUUUUGUGCAUGUCUUUUCUCCAUCAUUCCCUUAGCAUACUUCAUCGGACAAGCAGUCGCAUCAAUUUCAGCCCAAUCCCUGAUGGGAGUGGGUGCAGUUAUUAAUGCCUUUUUUUCUACGGUUGUGGAGAUCUUUUUAUAUUGUGUGGCCCUCAAUCAAGGUAAAGGUAAAUUGGUGGAAGGCUCCAUGAUUGGUCUGAUAUUGGGUGGUGUGUGUUUGUUACCAGGAUUAUCAAUGUGUGGGGGGGCUCUUAAGCGAAAGACUCAACGGUACAACCCUCGCAGUGCUGGGGUCCUGUCCACGAUGCUUCUAUUCGCCAUGGUCAUUAUGUUUGCUCCGUCACUUUUCUACCAGAUCUAUGGCACGUAUGAGCUCCGUUGUAAAUCAUGCGUUGGGUUCAUGGCUGAGAGUCCUGAUUGUAAAAAAUGUCGCUUUAUCCAACCCCUGUUCACACUUGAUAAAUUGUAUUACAAAGUACUUCGGCCGUUUCUGCUUAUUGUGGCAACAGCCUUAUUUCUUGCCUAUGUGUGCGGUCUCUACUUCACGUUAAAGUCGCAUGCACUGUUGAUCUGGGCCACUUCACAUGACAAAAAAGAUGAUGUGGGCGCUACGCCAAUGUUGCCGCCGCAAGUGGGGUCAACGCGUGAGGUGCGAGUGAACAAGCAACUUCCUCCACUGGCAUCUUUCACGGGUUCAUCUCAACGGGUUCCCACUACUCUGGCCAAUCAAACAACUGCUGUCGUAAGUAGCAGCGAAGAUCCAAACACAAGUCAGAUACUCGAGAUUGAGGAGGGUGAAGGUGGUCAUGAUGCUCCCAAUUGGUCCAAGACUAAGUCGACAGUCAUACUUUUACUGGCCACCUUACUUUAUGCUAUCAUUGCUGAGAUACUCGUGGACACUGUUGAUCUGGUGCUUUCAGAUUACCCUAUCGAUCCGAAGUUUUUAGGCUUAACUGUGUUUGCUCUUGUCCCUAACACUACCGAAUUUCUCAAUGCCAUAUCUUUCGCUGUUGGUGGAAAUGUCGCCUUGCUGAUGGAAAUCGGGCUGGCGUACGCAUUACAAGUGGUACUCAUUCAAAUCCCCGCCUUGGUGAUGUAUCUGGUUUACGAAAAUUUUGAUUCUGUGGAUCAAAUUUUCAGUUUGGUAUUUCCCCGGUGGGACAUCAUAGCCACUUUGAUUCUGAUCUAUCUAUUCACUUACAUUUAUGCCGAAGGAAAGUCCAAUUAUUUCAAGGGUUUCAUUUUGAUUCUUGUAUACAUCGUCGUACUAAUCGGCUUUUAUUUCAACGAUUUGCUUGAAAGCGUUGACGAUGGAUAUAUGGCAUUGGCAGAAAUGUUUGAAUUGUCUCAAUCUUUCACCAUAGGAUGA